Molecule: messenger RNA, 1246 nt
Organism: Musa acuminata subsp. malaccensis (wild Malaysian banana)
Lineage: Eukaryota; Viridiplantae; Streptophyta; Magnoliopsida; Zingiberales; Musaceae
Product: cyclin-D3-1-like
Biological process (GO): mitotic cell cycle phase transition; regulation of cyclin-dependent protein serine/threonine kinase activity
Cellular component (GO): nucleus; cyclin-dependent protein kinase holoenzyme complex; cytoplasm
Molecular function (GO): cyclin-dependent protein serine/threonine kinase regulator activity
Source: RefSeq, a predicted model, not a curated record
GGCCUCUCUCUCUCUCUCCCUCUCGCUCUCUCUCUAAAGAGAGCAUCUUGGAAGCAAGGAAGGAACCUCCCCCAGCCUUGCGAUCCAUUAACAAUGGGUGUUAGCUUUAGAUAUGCUUCCUCCGUCCUCCUCAGCCCAGAGGACAGCAAUGGCAUCCUGGGAUUGGGUGACACAGAAGGGCAGGACUUCCAUGGAGAAGCUGCAAGGCGCGACCUUUGGCGAUUUCCUGACACGAGGAGUGGUAUUUAUGCGGGCAUUUCGGUGGAUUUUACCUUGCAGUCGGAGGACUGCGUUGCGUUGAUGGUGGAGAGGGAGUCGCAGCAUCUCCCACAGGGAGACUAUGUUAAGAGGUUGCUGAGGGGGCAGUUGGACCUGGCUAUCAGAAGUGAUGCCAUUGACUGGAUUCAAAAGGUUCAUGCACAUCACAGAUUUGGGCCUCUGAGUGCCUAUUUAUCUGUGAAUUACUUGGAUCGGUUUCUCUCCUCCUACGAACACUCGCAAGGUAAGGCUUGGAUGACACAGUUGCUAUCAGUGGCCUGCUUAUCUCUUGCUGCCAAGGCGGAUGAAACAGAAGUCCUUUCAUCUCUGGAUUUACAGAUAGGUGAAGCGAGGUAUGUGUUUGAGGCCAGGACUGUACAGAGAAUGGAGCUUCUGGUGCUCAGCACACUCAAGUGGAGGAUGCAAGUUGUGACACCUUUCUCAUUCAUCGAUUACUUUCUGUACAAGUUCAGUGAUGGAAUUGUGCCAGAUAGCUCAUUAGUUUCUAGAUCUGUGGGGCUCAUUUUGGGCACUGUUAGAGAGAUUGAUUUCCUUGAGUUUAGACCUUCUGAGAUUGCUGCAGCAGUGGCACUGACUGCCUUGAAGAAGACCCAAGUUCUGGAGGUUGGCAAAGCUGUAACUUGCUGCAAUCAUGUAGAUAUGGAAAGAGUCUUGAGGUGCAAUGAAGUGAUUCAAGAGAUGACAUUGAUGAAGAACAGGAGAUAUAAGAAAGGUGGUUCAUCAGUUUCUACUGCGCCAAAGAGCCCGAUAGGUGUGCUGGAUGCUGCAUGUGUGAGCUACGAGAGUGAUGACAUAACAGUUGGGUCACACGCAAACUGUCAUCCUUCCUCUCCAGCUGCCAAGAGGAGGAAACUAAACAGAUCAUCAUCUUCAUGAGAAGAUGAGGACCUUGUUUCCAACUCAUUUUGAUUUGUUUGCGAAAGCUUUGUUGUAUUGACUGGAAAUUAACAGAGAAGAAAGUUGGAAU